Porites lobata is the source of this 5558-nucleotide messenger RNA. The record is from the annotation of a GenBank genome assembly. NCBI's taxonomy places the organism in Eukaryota, Metazoa, Cnidaria, Anthozoa, Scleractinia, Poritidae.
AUGGCGAAAAUAGGAGUAGCAUUUUCUGGUGGAGGAAUUCGGUCAGCGGCUUUCUGUUCGGGAGCCUUACGGAGACUUCUUCAAAAGAACGUUAAGAUAGACUUUCUGAGCUGCGUUUCUGGAGGCGGUUACACGGGAUCCGCUUACGUUGAUUGGAAAUACAGACAUGAUAAAAAAGAUGACAAGAAAUGGCAUCAGGAUUUUUUCAACCACAUGAGGCAAGAAGCAGGGUUGAUCUGUCAUUGUCAAAGGCCAUGUAAAGCGAUCCUGGAGUCUAUGGCCUUAAUCGCUGUUGUACUCUUUGUGUCUGUUAUUGUACCUGUGCUUCUCUGGGCUUCGAUGGCGUUUCCUUUGGCUUAUGUUAUAGACUUCCUAUUUGGCAGCAUUCUCAGAGCAGCUGAUCAGUCGUGUUCCCAACAAAUUCAAAACAACCCAAACAUAACCAUCAAACAGUGCAGGGAAGAGCAAAAGUCGCCAGAUGCGAUUUUUGAUCGAUAUGUCUUGUUCAUAACACCCGUUUUGAUUGCCUUUCUGUCGCAUGUUCUUAGCGGUUGUAUUCCAAGGGCAAAAAAAUUUUUUCAAUUUUUUACUUAUUUUUGCGUCAUCUUCUUCGCACUUGUCUUUUUUCCUUGGUUCAUAAAUGAUUUUCUUCAUGUUCUUUCACUUUGGAUGAAAAUUUUGGUUCUUGUUCCUCUGUUUUUCGUUUGGAUUUCUUUUCCCCUUAACCGCACAAUUGCCACACUUAUGAUUGGCAUAUACAUUGUUUCGUUUGUUGUUUUCUGGCGAGUCUACAAGGAGAGCGCUUUGGGUUUUGUAUUUGACGAGAAAGAGUUCGAUUUGCUGCUGGGAAUAUCAGUACUUUUGAACUGGAUAGGUCCUCCCAUGGUUACCAUUCAACAACGCCUAGGACACGUCUAUGUAAGGUACGAUUUUCAAAAGAUAUUAUUACCUUUUUCUAUGGGAACUGUUAACCCAGUCUUAGAACAAAUGUUAGAAAGAAAUACUGCCUUUUUGUCGUGUUAUUGCGAAAGGCGAGGACCAGGAUUGCAACUACUAAGUGUCCAGCGUUUGAUCAAUAAAGGCAUUAACCAAUCAUUGAUGCAAUGUUGAGUUAGUCUUGACGCCAUGAAAUUGGAGAGAAUUACAGUAACUUCCCCCCAAUUGGUCGCUAUCUCUAUAUUACACGGACACCUUCCUAAAACUAUCACUAUCUACUUAAAAUUAUCCACUGCGAUUCUUCAGUCAAUUUUUUUUGACUCUCCAUAAUGCAAACAACGAUAUUUAUCGAAGACGGACACUCCAGUCUCAACUAUCCAAGUUGACGAAGAGCCCACAGUAAGUUGCCUUUGUACUUAAAAUUUUGGGUCAGCAUGGGAGGAGGUGUUAUGAUUGGGUAAAAGUGUUACUGUUCAUCCUGGCGCGUAACUCAAUGAAAUACACCCCGUAAGAGUAAAGAGUUAGUCCGUCACCCAGGACCCCAUGCCAUGCUGUUAGUAGAAUCCAACCUUCCUAAGAGUGGAAUUUGUUUGUGCAAUUUGUUUCUGUUACUGAUUCUUUUAAGGGAAUUUUCGCGAUUCACAUUCUCUUCAUGGCAGGUGGAUUAUCCAGAAGGCAUUUUUCUAUCCAAAGACAGUAGGCAAGUGUGGAUGCGAAGGAAUCAGCUGGCGAAACCUUUUCCUUUACUGUCCAACCUGCUACCAGCCAAAUGGUAAACUAGGAAACAUAAGGUCCAGCCAGGCUUUGACGUUAGCUGAUUUAGAUGAGUUUACACCGACGUACAUAGGGUGCACUACGAGUAACCAAUGGAAACGAAGCCCUUCUCCUAGAGAAGCUCACUACGAAGUCCUUACCAUGAGUUCGCAAAGUAUUGAGCGUCUUGACCGCCGUCAGAGCGAGGGGGGACUACAUGGAAAGCUGAUGCCUGUCGAUGUGUAUUUAUCUGAUGUAGUAGCUACGUCUGCGUCGGCGCUCAACUAUCACAUGGGAAGCAUGCAGGGAGAUGAGGAACCUUUCAAAGACUUAAAAGUACUACUUGGGUUGUCGACUGGCUCAUCAAUCGUCUCUGAUGAAAGACACGAGAGAAAGAGGCCCUUCUGCGUUCAGGUAAGGAUUUUCAUUCAAUAGGAUAUAUACAUUACAUUCUACUUUUUUUUUCAACGAGGACAAGAGUAGAUUACCAACCAGCAAAGUUUGAUGCGGUGUGGGUACUAGGCCAAGGCCUCGCGGGGAGUAUGGGGGGGAGGGAAGAGUUUCUUGGGGACUGGGGCCCUCUAAAAAUUAUGACCGCUAAUUACUUAGCGACUUUUCCUCCAAUUGUUUUCUGGAAUAUUCGUAACUCGUCGCACCCUGUACGUCAAUAUUGACGUUUCGCUCUCAACCCAGGUUUGACAGCCAGUUCGGCGAACUUUCUAUUUGUGUAUAGAUCAAUUAAAUCAGUACUUAACCCAGCAUUAUUUCAUCAAAAUUAUUAUAAUAUCUGUCAGUGUGAUCCAGGCUCUAGGCUAAAAAACAAAUGAAAUCAUCGAUCGCGAUGAAGGCGCAGCUAUUUCAUGAUUGUCACCGGACACGUUCCUAUCGUUUUAUAACUUAAUCACAUUUAGAAAAGUAAUGGGAUAGCCGCAUAAAGGUUUGGCCAAUAAAUUGAAAGGUAUGACUUCUAAAUGGCGCCACUUUAGGUCAUUAUGUUGAAAAAAUGAUGUCAAAUUUGUGGGCCCUAUCAUUUGCGAAGAUGAGGGAAAGAUGGGGGAGGCUCCGUUACUUCCCCGGACCUGGGAGCGCCAAAAAAAGCCCAGUCUCAAUAGGUUUGAGACAGACGUUUUAGCUUCUUAGACUCUCAGGUUAUUAUUAGUUAUUCACCGGUCGCACCAAAAAGAUUAACUUAACGCGUUAGGGCACAGUAAAAUUUUGAGCAACUCCUUACGAAAUGCAAGUGGCGUCGGUAAGUACAUGCAUUGACUUUGGGACGCUUGUGAACCCAGCGAAAAUCAGGCUCAUUCAGAUCCUCAAUUCCAAGAUUCGUCUACCACAACAAUUUCAACAUGUAAGUACACGAGUGAACACCAUAUUUUCGCAUUUCAUCCUGACCAUGUCGUUCUUCGCAGUUCAACUGGAACAUAACAUUAAAUAAACGAUAAUAACGACUCCUAGUUCAACCGAGAAAACGUCUAGAAAAAUUAGCUUUAGUAUAAUUAUGAUUAUCAAUUAACCCUUCACUGGGAAUCUUGCGCUCACUGAUGUUCUUUUCUUUCUUUUAGAUUCUGCCGUUUUUGAUAGAGAUGCUCCGUGGAGUUUCUUUGAUGGUUUUGUUUGCAGCUUAUCUUCGUACUCGCAAUGAUAUGUACAUAUUAACUGGAUUUCUAGUACUAUUCCUCUCUUCGAUCGUUUUUUCAUUGAUAGCGCUUGUACCCACAGGGAGUAAGCAUCGCGGAAGACUGGAGAGAAUCGCCGGGUAGGAAUGACGCUUAUUAAUUACGAGGAAGAAACUUGUGUCAAAUAGAGUAUAAUCUACUGAGUAUAAACAAGCUGUUUACAUCGUUUAACUAUAGUCACUGCAUUUAAAAGAUUUUUCAUAUACGCCCCCUGAGCGCCAAAUAGCUCAGUUUACGUUUUGAGCUUUCUUUAGAUUCGCGAGUCUCAGAACUCUGACAGAAUCGAAUAGCCCUGAAAAAUCAUCUCCUGUGUUUUAUUUGACAAUUCGAGUAAUGAACCAAAUAAAAACAAAUUUAUAUUCAAAAUGAAUGAACUAAUUGAUACCUAGAGAACAUUGCAGUUUUACAAUCAGUUUUUCUUUGCGAUGAUCAUCACUUGAUCUUCAUCCUUUCUGGGUAUUAUGUUAUGAAGCAAUUUAAUGACUGAAAAAUCAUGGCUUGCCACCAAGCGCUACACCGGUAUCGCAGAGGUCAGGGUUCCAGUCCCAGUUUUCAGGCUUUCGUUCUGCAACUGCUUUUUGAAUUAACACACAACCUUUCUGCAAUGAUCUCCUUUGCAUUUGUUAGAUGGUUUACUAUCAACAUCCCUGUUGUCACUUACGUGCGCAACGCGCUGCAAGUUACCAACCAAGGUCCCAAUCCUCCAGCGGUUCUAUAUCUGAGUGACGGAGGCCAUAUUGAAAACCUGGGAAUUCUGCCUUUGUUAAAGAAGAGGCUGCAGAAAAUUGUGUCCAUAGAUGGUGGACAGACGAUCCUAGAUGAAGAUUAUGGAAGCAUUCUUUUGGAAGCUUUAAAUAUGGCCAGGAAGAAGUUGGACUGCUCAUUUUCAGGAAUGGAUGGACGAGAUAUUGCUGAAGAUAUUCGAGAGAAGUUUGUUGAGAGAAUGCCUGGAUCACAGCCAUCAAGUUAUAGGUGUGUAUCAAAACUGUAGGAAAUGGGUAUGAAAAGAAUGUGAAAUGAACUGGCUCGAACAACGAGCUCGCUAGCUGUACAUUGAAAGAUUUCCUACCCCAGUAAAUGAGUUGCUUAAUUCCCCAGUUUUGAUCAAUUAAGAGGCAUUUUUGUCCGCCUCAAUCUUUUUUUCCAAGGCGCAUAAAUGAAUGACACAGUUUCUUGUAAUCUUUGGUACAUGGGUUUUCUUUGGGGUAGAAGUAAAACCCGCGGAAAGGUUUCGGUUGUAUAAAAAGAUCCCACUCGACAUGGAAUUGAUUAAAAAGAAUAAAUAAACUUAGUUAAUACAUCACACCUCGAACCGUAAGCUCAAUUUGGCUUCGAUAUUACACUCAUUUAUCUUGUACCGCACAAGAGACGUCACUUUCGCUUUUUGGUCUAAGACGUUAUGUGAAUAAACACAAGCUUUUAUGUGCUUGUAUCAGAGUCUAAAUACCCCUACGUUCAACCACGAUCUCAACGGCAUAUUCCAUUCAACGCACAAUUGAGUAAAGCCUGCUGUAAACAUUCCAUGCCAUGUCAUACAAAAUGGAUAAAUAUGUUAAUCCAUUCUGAAACAAAGGCCGUACCCUAAAUAAAACGAAAGUUAAACCCAUACAAUAAGGUGGAAAAAAUUUGCAUGAAAGCCAGUGUUGUCUGCAGAAUCAUCCAUUCCCCUGCGAGAGGGAUGGUUUUCACACGUUACAUAAUGGCGCUUGUUUGGAAUUAACACCUUUUUGUAUCCCUAAAUUUGCCAGAUUCAAGGUGCAAUACUACCAGAAAAACAUUAACAGUGAAGGAAAAACCAAGAUCGGGGAAGGUGAAAUUCUGUACAUUGUUCCCAGACAUCCUAACAAAGCUGUGAAAACUAAAGAGUAUGUGACGUGGGCGGACGCACUGCAUGACAUAAGUGUUGAACUACCUGCAGAUCAGUGGGGAAACGGGCCCGAAUUAAAGGCCGAAGAAGCCGACCGAUUAACAUUUUGUUGCUGCGAAUGUUGCCAUGGAAAUACAUGCCGUGGUUUCUCUGAAGCGAUGUGCGAGGCCUUUCCACAGCACUCAACAAAUAAUCAGUUCUUUACUCCAAGUAUGUUUUCAGCGUAUCACAGGGAAGGUUACCGUGCAAGUAUGGAAGCUAAAGUAGAGGAGUUUCUGAAUGAAGAAUCCAACUCUUCCCCCUCAGCUGCAUUCAUGGUCUAA